This is a messenger RNA of Entelurus aequoreus (snake pipefish), 989 nucleotides long. Its product is annotated as sulfotransferase 1 family member D1-like. The record is from RefSeq and is a predicted model, not a curated record. Gene Ontology annotation, molecular function: sulfotransferase activity. Gene Ontology annotation, biological process: sulfation. Bases 1 to 894 code for a protein of 297 amino acids. Lineage: Eukaryota; Metazoa; Chordata; Actinopteri; Syngnathiformes; Syngnathidae. Gene Ontology annotation, cellular component: cytoplasm. The transcript is spliced from 7 exons.
AUGUCAGACGACCAAGAAGUCAAAAUUCGCGGCCCACUGGUCCCGGUAAAAGGGAUUCCCCUUUCGGAACACAUCGCCAACCACUACAGCAAUGUCUUGGCUUUCUGUCCUGAUCCUUCAGACUUGCUCAUUGCCACCUACCCUAAAGCAGGGACCACAUGGGUCCAGGAGACAGUGGAUCUGCUUCUUCACAACGGAAAUAUUGAGAUCUGCAAGAGAGCCUCGACACCCAUCCGAAUGCCUUUCCUGGAGAAUUCCAAGCGACCAGGCAUUCCCUCAGGUAUUGAUCUCCUGAAGACAAUGGACCCCCCGAGAGUUAUCAAAACACAUUUGCCAUUUCAGCUCAUUCCAAAGGGCUUUUGGGAAAACAAGUGCAAAGUGAUCUACGUGGCUCGCAAUGCUAAGGACAACCUGGUGAGCUACUUCCACUUUGAUCAGAUGAAUGUCACCCACCCGGACCCUGGACCCUGGGAGCACUACGUCCAAAAGUUCAUGCGUGGACAGGUUGCAUGGGGCUCCUGGUAUGAUCAUGUCAAAAGUUACUGGGAGGAGCGAGAAAAGAGGAACAUCCUUUACCUCUUCUAUGAAGACAUGAAAGAGAAUCCUCAGCGUGAAGUGGAGCGCAUCAUGAGGUACCUGGACUUGUCCCUUCCUGAUGACGUCAUCAGCCGCAUUGUGGAGCUGACGUCUUUCGAGAACAUGAAGGAGAAUCCAAUGGCCAACUACAGCUUCAUGCCCCGAUGCAUUUUUGACCAAUCCCUGUGUACCUUCAUGAGAAAAGGACAAGUCGGUGAUUGGAUGAAUCAUUUUACGCCAGAGCAGUCAGCAGAGUUUGAUGAGGACUAUCAGAAGAAAAUGAAGCACGUCUAUAUUCCAUUCAGAUCACAUUUUUAAACAGGCUGCUACAUACUACUACUGAAGCUACUCUUGAGAAAGCAUUAUUAUUAUUAUUAUUAAAUGUGACUGAGUAUUAGGGUCUAUGAUUCAAC